Molecule: messenger RNA, 1890 nt
Organism: Paramecium pentaurelia
Lineage: Eukaryota; Ciliophora; Oligohymenophorea; Peniculida; Parameciidae
Source: the annotation of a GenBank genome assembly
AUGGCAUUUGUAUUUCAAGCUGAAAGAGAUAUAAACAAUGCAUCUGGAGCUUUGCCACCAAAUGUAGGUCCAGGAAGUUAUAUUGAACAUAGAAAAUAUGAAGCUAGAUCUCAUGCUGCUCCUUUUAAUACACAAGUUGCAAGAAGUAAGCCAUUAAAAAAAAGUAACUCACCUGGACCUGGCAGUUAUAAUGUUGAAUUUGUGACUGAAGGGUAAUGAUAAUUUGUAAUUUUAAGUUAACGGGUUGUUUUGUAAUCUGCAUAAUCUGAAGUGAAAAUUGUAGAACAAUAGAAACAGCAAUCAGUUUUUAUGUCGCAGACCAAAAGAUUUUAGGAAUAAAAAGUAUUGGAGACUCCAGGGUAUUAUAUUCAUUUAUAUCAGUCCUGGCGCUUAUGAAUCUACAUCACAAAAGAAAAUUGCAUAACAACAAUAUACAUCCUAAAAUUAUAUCGACAAUCUAAUGAAACUAAAUAAAUAUUAAUCCAUUCCUAGUAUUCCAACUGCAACUUAAGUGUAUGGUUACACUGAUAAAGGACGUAAUACUUCAUAUAUAUACUUUUAGCUCAUGAUCUAGAAUUAAAUAAGAGUCCUAAUCCAAUAUUUACAGGAUUGAAAUCAGACACUGUAGGACCAGGAUAAUAUUAAUUAAAAGACACUUUUGAUAAUAAUAAGAAUAAAGGACCUUCUUGGCAUAAAUCCAGAGUUCCUAAAUUAGCUCCUCCUUCAAGGGAAUAGAUUGUUGGACCUGGAGCUUAUGAUCAUGAAAAUUCUAUUAUUCCUCUCUAUAAAUUAAAUCCUUCAGGCAAUUUUCUCUCAAAAUCUCAAAGAAUUUUUGAUCAAUAAAAAGGACAAAAAACAAGAGAAUUUAUGAGAGUUUAGUUUGAAAAUUAAAAGAAAAAACUAAUGCAAAAUCCUGUAUUUGCUGAUAUUGAAGAUGAAGAUGUUGAAUUUUAUGAUGUAUAUAUAUUGUUUAGAUGUAGAAUGCUACACCAGGACCAGGAUAUUAUAUAGGAAAUUAAACAACAUUUUCCACAGCAUCUACAUAUUCUUAGUCUAUGCCAAAGGCUUAAAGUGGUUUUGGUUCAAAAUAAAAAAGAUUUAAUGAAUAAUAAAGAUAGAUAUAAAUGGGACCAGGUGAUUAUAGAAUAGAAACAAAUCUUAUCAAAAAUAACAUGGCUAUGAAAAAUAUUCCAUUCUUAUCUUCCAAUACACGUUUUGAUAGUAGAGCAUUGGAAAAAAAACCAGGACCUUAAAGUUAUAAUCCUAAAAUCACAGUAAUAAAUAUUUUUCUAUAAUAGUUAGAAGAUAAAUUAAUAAAGAAAUUAGAAAGAGCACCAGUUGGAAAGUUUGGAUCAAAUUAACCAAGAUUUGAUGAUCCAGAAAAUGAAUAACCUGGACCUGGAACUUAUGAACCUAAUUUUUCAGAUCCUGCUAAAAGUGCUGCUUGUGUUUUCAAAUCUUAAACUAAAAGAAGUGUUAUUGGUGGUAAAGAUAAUAUGCCUGCUCCUGGAGCAUAUGAUGUUAAAAACUAUACAAUAGAAAAUUCAACAAAAGUAGAAAAAGAAGAAGAUAAAGAUCUUAUCAUUAAUAAACCAGGUUUUGGAUCUUCCUUACCAAGAUUUUAAGAAAAACAAAAAAAAAGUAUAGAUGAAGAAGAUGAAGAAGAAGAUGUUUAAUUAAAACAUAAUGCUUCUGAUUUAUUUUAAAAAAAGAAGAAAGAACAUCCAGCAUUUAAUUGUUAAGUAAAAAAUAAAUGAAAUAUUUUAAUAGGAAAAUAGAUUCUAAUACGAAUAGAAAAAGAAUAAUCUUCCUGGACCUGGAGAAUAUUUCGAUUAAAAAUAAAAUCCUUGGGAUAAAAAGACAUUUAAUAUUUUAUUUUCAGAGAUUUGA